Messenger RNA from Prunus armeniaca (apricot), 471 nucleotides. The record is from the annotation of a GenBank genome assembly. NCBI's taxonomy places the organism in Eukaryota, Viridiplantae, Streptophyta, Magnoliopsida, Rosales, Rosaceae.
AUGGGAAAAGCAACCAAAAAGAAAAGACAGAGAGGGGGCGGAGGAGAAAAAGAAGAGAAAGGAAGAGAAGGGGGGGAGCCAAAGGAGGAAGAACGGAGGAGGAAACCGAAGGGAGAACAGGGAGGGGAGGGCAGAAAAGGGGGGUGUGGGAGAGCGAGACCGCCCAGGAUCACGGGUCUCCUAGUGGGAUACCCAUUCGGCAUUAAUGGCCUCCGGAGCACUCUCUGGGUAUGGUUGGCGGUAGGGUCUCUGAGUCCCUCUCUCGUGUCACAUACCUUUCUCGGUCAGUUCAUUCACCCCCUCCGGCUUCCUGCCGGGCUCGUGGGCCCUCCCCCUUGUUCUCGUUACUCAGCCGGCUUGGGUCCGCUCCAUCGAAGCGCAUUUCCGUGGGCUCACGGACCCCGGGCCUCCCCCGCGCUCGCGCCCCCCCGCCCCCAGCCCCCGGUCAUCCGGAGUUGCCCCCGCCGAUAA